Molecule: messenger RNA, 1411 nt
Organism: Gamsiella multidivaricata
Lineage: Eukaryota; Fungi; Mortierellomycota; Mortierellomycetes; Mortierellales; Mortierellaceae
Product: WD40-repeat-containing domain protein
Exons: 6
Coding region: 150-1184 (344 amino acids)
Molecular function (GO): ubiquitin binding
Source: RefSeq, a predicted model, not a curated record
UUAGUGUUUGUGUCAAGACCGCUGCCCAUAGUCGGAAACAGGUGCUUGAUCAUCGUAUCCCGAAAUAAGGUUUCAGAAAUGGUGUAGACAAGUCGGAUCAGAUCAGCCCUGGAUCUUUUCAUUUGCAUUCAUUUUCUGAUCAGGACAACAUGAAAAACAUUGUUCUGCAAAAUACACCAGCAGGGACCAUAUCCUGCAUGGCAUUUCAUCCCAUUAUAGAAUAUUUGCUUCUUGUCGCAUCUUGGGAUGGAACAGUCUCGCUUUACGAUAUCAGGACCAAUGUUCGGACAGCGCUUUAUCAAGGACACAAGGGGCCAGUAUUGACGUGCUGCUGGGGACAGGGAUAUACGAUAUUUAGUGCAGGAGUAGACGGCAGGAUCCUCGUGGGCAGCGAUAAAUGGAAAGAGAAAAGGUUUGGUAAACAUGAGGAUACGAUCACUUCGUUGGCAUAUUGCCGUUCGCGCUGUCUGCUUGUAUCAGGAUCAAGCGACAAGACCGCCCGUAUCUGGAGCGAUUAUACGUCCCUGGACAUCAUGCCAACAACAAGAGCACAUGAAUUUGUUUUCGAGGGUCCCGUCGACUCUUUGGAUAUCUCACAUGAUAUGCUGGUGGUCGCCGUCAAUCAAGAGUACCAUAUUUUCAACAUCGGGGUCUUGAAUGCUUCGGCAAAAUGGGUCAUACCAUCGGCAUUGACCUGUCGGACGCGUGUGAUGAAGCUGUCGUACAAUGGUUAUUGGGGGGCGUUUGGCUCGGUCGAAGGACGGGUGCUGAUGAAAAAUAUGCAGGACAGCACACGCGAUUUUUUGCUCAUGGUCAGUCGAAACGAAACAGUGAAUCCACCGAGUAUCUUUCCGAUGAAUGCUAUUGCGUUCCAUCCAGUGUACCACACGUUCGUGACAGGAUCGUCCAAUGGCUGGGUGGCAUCUUGGGAUCAAUUCAAUAUAAAGAAACUAGCGGAAAUUGUACCGGCCGCCUCGUCCUCAUCAUUAUCAGCGAACUUGGGUCCCGUAUCCGCUUUGGCGUAUUCUUGCAGGGGGGAGUAUCUUGCAAUCGCCACAGGUGACACAUUUGAUUCCGGUCCGAGUUUUGCGGGGCCCGCAACGGCAGCAGCGAUGCCGAGGACGACGGUCGUUGUGAGACCGAUGGUGGUUGAGAAGGAAGUGCGACCUAUCACGAAGAAUUGAUAAAAUAACCUGCAAUAUGCACAAAGCAUAAGUGAGGUCCAGCUGUACGCGAAAAACAUAUCGCGUGCAGAAACAUGCCUGAAUUAAGGUUAAAUUGAGAGGGAGGCGGUAAGAUCUACUUGUUACAGGACCGGUAGACAAAGCCAUACGCUUUUGGCGCGAUUCUCUUCUCGGUCACAUCUUCAGAAUCCAUCUCCUUCCACGUGGAGAGGAGGGAGGGUAUUGAU